CAUUUACGUAAAUUGAAUAAGCACAAUUAAUGAAAAGUAUGCUAAAUACUUUUUGUCGCGUACUGCAUGCAUAACGUUACUUUGAUACUGUCUUGGCUUGUUGAAUAUUCACUUCCUAUAUAUUGUCGCAUGAUAAAGCAAGCUAACGUAAACGUUGCAUAAAGCGAGUUGGCUUCGUUUUCUAUUUACCAUUUGCAUGACAUCAGUUUGCUCACUAACCUCAGAAAUAUGCGCUGUAAAAUAAUGGCAUUUGCUAGAAAUACCAAGUAUUCCCGAAAACAACCUCCUUACAUAUCCCCAACAACCUCAAGUUGCUGCUAGUGGUCGGCUCGUAUAGAUGGUGUGUGAUUAUGCGGUUAGGACGGCGGCGUCUAACACGUUUUAACAGAUCUGUGUCCAGACUGAGUCUCGUACUUUAACGUGGCUGAUUUAGCGACUCACUGACUCCAUCCAACCAGUGUCAAAGUGGCUGGUACUGGCCUGGUGAUAGUCUGCCAUGGAGAGAGAUGCAGUGGAUGGAGAUCUGCUGGACUGUCCCUGGGUACCAGUGUGUAUCAGUGGGUCUCAGCUCCUGGCCAAGACCUGGUUUGGGGACACAGCGUACCGCAUCCUGCUCACGGACCUGCACUCUGUGUGGGAGGAGGAGAUGGACACCAGGGCCAUCCAGGACAGAGCUCAGGAGCUGAACCGGCGAUUGCGGGCUCCCGUCCACGCCUUCUUCUCUCACAUGUGUGAGGUGGCUCACCCCUGUCUGUCUGGACGGGUGGAGGAUGGGGGUGAGCCUCAGUUCUCCCUCAACCACCACGGCGGUAACAUCAACCUGAAGUUGAAGAGUGAGCUGGCUGGGGUGCCUUUCUACUGGGAAUUCCGCUGCACCCCUGCCCCUGUUGCUUUGGUGUGCAGUCAGCUUGUGCGCCCCCUGCUGUUGAUGAGCAGGUUACUGCAGAGACAGGUGGGCCAACUGGGAGCUCUGCUGGCCAGGAAAGACACUGAGCUCCAAGACUACAGGGACAAUGGGGCAGUGCUGAGCAGAGAGCGAUUGCAGACAGAGUUGUUUGAGGAACAGAGCUACAGAGAGAACUUCCUGACACAGACUGUGCCACAGGUAUGUGCGAGGCAGGGCGGUCUGGGGUUUGACUCUGAGCUGCAGGAGCUCUACUCAGCCGUCACGUCCUACGGCAACACCAACGCUCGCAAACGUAAGAUCUCUGAGAGACACGCCCCCGAAGAGGACCAAUCCACCACAGAGGACCGUGACCCUAACCACGCCGCCAGCGGCACACAGCCCCCAGGAGAGGAGGUGAACCACGGGCUGGACCAGGUGAACCACGGGCUGGACCAGGUGAACCACGGGCUGGACCAGGGGGAUAAGAGGCAGACUGGACGGGGGGACCGAGCCAGAACCACAGACUCAGAGAGACCUAAUGAGGAACAGACUACAGUUCCCAUGGCUGCUGCCGCAGAUCGGCCCUCCGCGCGACCCAAGAAGAAGAAAGCUAAGGGGCUUUUUGGAUGACCUCAGAACCAGUAGUGCACCGAACACUAUGGAGACUGUCUGUGACUACGUCCCAAAUGACACGGUCAAAAGUAGUGCACUAUGUAGGGAAUUAGGUGUCUUUUGGGACGCCGUCUAUGAGCACUACCACCUUACUUCAUGUGACAUGUUUUUCAAGUACUCAUCUACUGAUAUGUCCUUUUUUUUAAUCUUUUUUAUUUUUAUUCGAUAGAUAUGCAUGUUUUUCCUUGGCAUUGUUUGAUGGAUGUGUAUUUUUUAAUUGUCUAAAUAAUAAAUAAAUAGUGUGA
Molecule: messenger RNA, 1803 nt
Organism: Salmo salar (Atlantic salmon)
Lineage: Eukaryota; Metazoa; Chordata; Actinopteri; Salmoniformes; Salmonidae
Source: RefSeq, a predicted model, not a curated record